CUGAGUGCAGAGAAGAGAGAGAGAGAUGGCAGAGAACCAGAGCGACGUCAACGGGAGCCCGAAGACUUAUGAUGAACACGUUCCCGAGAUUAAGUUCACCAAGCUCUUCAUCAAUGGCGAGUUCGUCGAUUCUGUCAAAGGGAGGACGUUCGAGACGAUAGAUCCAAGAAAUGGAGAAGUCACAGCAAGAGUUGCUGAGGGAGACAAAGAGGACGUGGAUUUAGCUGUGAAAGCCGCCCGCCAAGCAUUUGAUCACGGCCCCUGGCCACGCAUGCCCGGCUACCAAAGGGGAAGGAUCAUGUCGAAAUUCGCGGACUUGAUCGAAGAGAACAUAGAUGAACUGGCCGCUCUGGACACUAUAGACGCCGGGAAGUUGUUCAGCAUGGGCAAGGCCGUGGACAUCCCUCACGCUGCCACAUGUCUAAGGUACUAUGCCGGCGCAGCGGACAAGAUCCAUGGUGAGGUGUUGAAGAUGUCGCGUGAGCUUCACGGGUACACGCUGCUGGAGCCGGUCGGCGUGGUCGGGCACAUUAUCCCUUGGAACUUCCCGACCACCAUGUUCUUUAUGAAGGUAGCCCCGGCAAUGGCCGCUGGUUGCACCAUGGUCGUGAAGCCUGCUGAGCAGACCCCUCUAUCGGCUCUCUUUUACGCUCAUCUGGCUAAGAAGGCCGGUGUUCCUGAUGGAGUGAUCAAUGUUGUAACCGGUUUUGGAUCAACGGCCGGUGCGGCGAUAACUAGUCAUAUGGACGUUGAUAUGGUUUGUUUUACGGGAUCUACAGAAGUGGGGCGCAUCGUGAUGCAGACCGCAGCCACAAGCAAUUUGAAACAAGUGUCCCUGGAAUUGGGUGGUAAAUCGCCUGUUAUGAUCUUUGAUGAUGCUGAUUUAGAUACUGCUACAGAUCUUGCUCUAAUGGGUAUUGUCCAUAACAAGGGAGAAGUAUGUGUUGCGGGCUCUCGCGUCUAUGUUCAGGAAGGGAUCUACGAAGAGUUUGAGAAGAAGCUGUUUACAAAGGCGAAGGCUUGGCCGGUUGGUGACCCGUUUGAUCCGAAGGUCCAACAAGGACCGCAGGUCGAUAAGAAACAAUUUGAGAAGAUACUUUCUUACAUUGAGCAUGGAAAGAGAGAAGGAGCCAUACUUUUGACUGGGGGCGAGCGUUUGGGCACCAAAGGAUACUAUAUUCAACCAACAAUCUUCACAAAUGUUAAGGAGGACAAUGUGAUCGUGAAGGAUGAGAUUUUUGGUCCCGUCAUGUCGCUCAUGAAAUUCAAGACUGUGGAGGAGGCAAUCAAGAGGGCUAAUGGUACGAGAUAUGGCCUAGCGGCAGGGAUUGUGACCAAGAACAUAGAUGUGGCGAACACGGUCUCGAGGUCAAUCCGAGCAGGCGUCAUCUGGAUAAACUGCUACUUUGCAUUCGACAACGAUUGUCCUUAUGGUGGCUACAAGACAAGCGGCUUUGGAAGAGAUUUUGGUUUGGAAGCCCUCCACAAAUACCUAAAUGUUAAAUCUGUUGUGACCCCUCUUUAUAACUCUCCUUGGCUUUAAGGAAUUUUCUAAGAAAAGAGCUUUGCAUCAAAUGGUGGCUCAAAUGAUGUGUAAUUCCAAAUUAUAAGGUAUAUUUACAAGAAACAGAAUGCAGGUUAUUUUGGCAUUCAGACAAUGUUAAACAAUUUCAUGCUACAAAACAUAGCUUUUGUGCGCAAUUUCUUUGC
Messenger RNA from Eucalyptus grandis, 1710 nucleotides. Its product is annotated as aldehyde dehydrogenase family 2 member C4. Lineage: Eukaryota; Viridiplantae; Streptophyta; Magnoliopsida; Myrtales; Myrtaceae. The record is from RefSeq and is a predicted model, not a curated record. The transcript is spliced from 9 exons. Gene Ontology annotation, molecular function: aldehyde dehydrogenase (NAD+) activity. Bases 26 to 1543 code for a protein of 505 amino acids.